AUGAAUAUACAGGGAAUGAAGCUACCUGUUAUUGUUUAUCACAAAAUCAUUUUGCUAUACUUGUUAAUUAUCCCACUUCUUUGCAUCCCAGUUUCAUCGUCUUCCAUUCUUUCUGAUUCUUAUUGCGAAGAAAUUGGCACGUACAAUAAUAAUAGCACAUACCAAAACAACCUUAAUAAAGUCCUUUCAAAUCUCACAAACAAAUCCUCCGUGACAGGUUUCGGUACCUACAAAGCAGGAGUAGGAAGUAACACGGUCUAUGGCUUGUACAAUUGUAGAGGUGACCUUGAUUCCCCAAUGUGCCAUGAAUGUGUACAGGAGGCCUCAAAAUUAAUCAUCACUGAAUGCCCUUCCAAGAUGGAAGCAAUCAUAUGGUACCACGAGUGCACGUUGCGAUAUGCUAACAGAUCAAUAUCUUCGCACUUUGAAGACAGCCCUAUCGCUACCGAGUAUAGUGAAGUCUACCCAGACCCGAACUUAGCUGAAUUGCUUAGAGACACAAUGAAUGGUUUAAUCAAGAAAGCAGCUUAUGACAACUCCACAAAAGGCUAUGCGGAGGGGAAAGGCAUCCUGACAAAGUAUGUUGAUACACUGCAUUGCCUUGUCCAGUGCACCCCGGAUAUCCUUGGUAGCCAGUGUGAGAAAUGCCUACGCUCAGCUAUGACUACAAUGCCUAAGGACCUUACAUUUUAUAUGAUCUUCUCGCCCAGUUGCAAUGUGUUUUAUCGUAUUGGAUAUUUCGCUGCAGGUACUACAAACAAUGAUUCUGCGGUACCCCCUACUCCAUUUAUCAAAGGUACUAAUAAUGCAUAUCUUUUCUUUCUUUUAAGACAGCAGAUUGUUUUAGGUGUUCAACAGUUCAAGUCUUAG
Beta vulgaris subsp. vulgaris (sugar beet) is the source of this 870-nucleotide messenger RNA. RefSeq names its product putative cysteine-rich receptor-like protein kinase 9. NCBI's taxonomy places the organism in Eukaryota, Viridiplantae, Streptophyta, Magnoliopsida, Caryophyllales, Amaranthaceae. The record is from RefSeq and is a predicted model, not a curated record. The transcript has a single exon. The coding region runs from base 1 to 870 and encodes 289 amino acids.